CACCCGGCGUGCAUCUGGCCACUAUUCUCUUGUUCGCUCGAGCACUGUCGCCACUUACUUACAUACCACUAUCUUGUCUCGGGGUACAAGCGGUGAAGAAUUUAAGAUCGCGAAUCCGAGGCGCAAAUCACUCAUUGGCUUUGCAUCCACCAUCAACAAGCGCACACACACACACACACACUACAAGACAAGCAACACAGCGCAGGCGCAGUCUUUUGCAUACAACAGUGCCAUAACCAACCGGGCCGCGUAACCCUGUGAACGACAUAUCAAGAAAGAACAUUGCCAGACGUAUACAGCGACACGUCGCACACCCACCGGCCCUAUGACGUACCGCGACCACAAUGCAUAUGCAUACCCGCCCACCCGGCCACGGCCCCUCAUCGAGCUGAUACCAGACUAUCACGAAGACCUCGAUGUAUCAGACGAGGAAGACGGAUUCUACCAACGCGAAGACGACUUCUUCCUCCCACCCAAGGUCCAGGCCGCCAUCCUCCGCACAACCGACCGCAUCCCACGGAGAAUCAAGCGCCACUGCGCCGCAUACAUUUUCCUCUUUUUCCUGGGCAUUGCCAGUUGGUGGACAUACUUUGGCCCGCGUCGUGCCGCACUUGUCGAGGACCUGCAUCUGAUGGACAACGCGCCGACCAUGAGCUACGGCAUCCAGGUGCGCCCCGAGUUCAAGGGCAUGAUCCAGGUCACGGACAUGGACGAGCAGCAUUUGCCCAAGGAGAACAAGCGCCUCAUCUUCAUCGGCGAUGUCCACGGCUGCCGCGCAGAGCUUGAGCAUCUCCUUAACAAGGUCGCCUUUGACCAGUCGCGCGACCACAUCGUCAUGACGGGCGACAUGAUCGCAAAGGGCCCGGACUCUGCCGGCGUCAUCAAACUCGCCCGCAAAUACGGCGCCUCAUGCGUACGCGGAAACUGGGAAGACAAACUGCUCCUCUCCAUCGCCGAAGCCCAAGACCGCCACGUCCUCGUCAUGCCCACUGCCGACAACGACGAGGCAAAACUCGACUUUGUCGGCGCACCCACCGCAUCCCAAGGCAACGCCAAACUCCGAAAACUCGCAAAGCAAUUCUCCAAAAAGGACAUUGACUACCUCCGCCAAUGCCCCGUUAUCCUCCGCGUCGGCACCGUAACCAACCUCGGUGCCCUCGUCACCGUGCACGCCGGCCUCGUCCCAGACAUCCCGCUCGAGCACCAAGACCCCUUCCACGUCAUGAACAUGCGCAGUAUCGACCUCAAGACGAGGAUCCCCACGUCCAAGCACGGCGGGACCCCCUGGGAAAAAUUCUGGAACCAUCGCCAGCAGAAACUGAAGGCCAAGGAGCGUACGACGGCCAUUUAUGGGCAUAAUAGAAAGAAGGGGCUUAAUGUGCAUGAGUACUCGUUUGGGCUCGAUACCGGGUGUGUUAGUGGGGGGAAGCUUACCGCGCUUGUCGUGGAUGGGGAGGGGAAAGCGGAGAUUGUGCAGGUUAAGUGUGGGGUUGAGGGUGGUUAUGGGAGUGAGUAAGCGGGUUUAAUCAGGUGUCACUUGCCCGGACUUUUAUGUUGGGUAAUACUGUUUUGCAUCUUUAUGGCGUUUUUUGUUUGUUUGUUUGUUGUACGAUAGUUUAAAUAGAUGAGUGGGACAUGUUAUGGGCCAUUUUUUACGCAAGAAGAUGCAGCUGACUUCGUUUGUUGGGUGUGUUGAGUUGAUCUUGGAAUGGCAUAGUUUUGUAGAUUGUUGCUGUCAAAGCGAAUAAGCAAUAAUAUAGCUCAGAAAUGUGACUUGUAAGGUUAGAUGAAGUGUAGGCAGAUCACAUAUGGAGACACUAACAAUGCAUAUUAUUCUAUCUG
Molecule: messenger RNA, 1842 nt
Organism: Bipolaris maydis ATCC 48331
Lineage: Eukaryota; Fungi; Ascomycota; Dothideomycetes; Pleosporales; Pleosporaceae
Product: Metallo-dependent phosphatase-like protein
Biological process (GO): polyphosphate catabolic process
Cellular component (GO): cytoplasm
Molecular function (GO): endopolyphosphatase activity; phosphatase activity
Source: RefSeq, a predicted model, not a curated record